Brassica napus (rape) is the source of this 2051-nucleotide messenger RNA. RefSeq names its product alanine aminotransferase 1, mitochondrial-like. NCBI's taxonomy places the organism in Eukaryota, Viridiplantae, Streptophyta, Magnoliopsida, Brassicales, Brassicaceae. The record is from RefSeq and is a predicted model, not a curated record. The transcript is spliced from 14 exons. Gene Ontology annotation, molecular function: pyridoxal phosphate binding; L-alanine:2-oxoglutarate transaminase activity. Gene Ontology annotation, biological process: biosynthetic process. Bases 169 to 1794 code for a protein of 541 amino acids.
AAUCGUUGAAAAUAAAAACAUUCCAUAAAAUUCGAAAUCGGUGGACGGAGUAAAGUAAAUGGUCAAAAUCAAGGAAAGAAGAGUUUUCGUCUUUUGAGACAAAACCAUUGAAAAAUCUACUGGUUUUGUGAUUGGGCACCAAGUAAAAAUUAUAAAAAGCUGACACAGAUGCGGAGAUUCGUUAUUGGCCAAGCUAAAAAUCUCAUUGAUCAGACUCGUCGUCAUCACAAAAGCCUCCGCCUUCUCUCUCUACUAGCCGCUUCCGACUCUGCUCCUGUUCUUUCUUCGCCGCGUCUCUUUUCUUCGUCGUCAGACAUGUCUGGUUCUGGUUCUGAUUCGUCGUCGUCCUCUCUUCCCGUUACUCUUGACUCCCUCAACCCCAAGGUUCUGAAAUGUGAGUAUGCUGUCCGUGGAGAGAUUGUCAACAUUGCUCAGAAACUUCAAGAAGAUUUGAAGAUUAACAAGGAUGCUUAUCCCUUCGAUGAGAUUAUCUACUGUAACAUUGGAAAUCCGCAAUCUCUUGGCCAGCAGCCGAUCACAUUUUUCAGAGAGGUUCUUGCUUUGUGUUCUCACACCGCUUUGUUGGACGAGAGUGCAACACAUGGUUUGUUCAGUUCUGAUUCUAUUGACCGUGCUUGGAAGAUUCUCGACCAGAUUCCUGGGAAAGCUACCGGUGCUUACAGCCACAGCCAGGGUAUCAAGGGACUACGUGAUGCCAUUGCUGCUGGAAUCGAAGCCCGUGAUGGUUUCCCUGCUGAUCCUAAUGAUAUUUUCAUGACAGAUGGUGCUAGCCCUGGGGUUCAUAUGAUGAUGCAACUUCUCAUAAGUUCGGAGAAAGAUGGAAUCCUCUGCCCUAUUCCUCAGUACCCACUGUACUCAGCUUCCAUUGCCCUUCAUGGCGGAAGUCUGGUUCCGUACUACCUUGACGAAGCAUCAGGAUGGGGCCUUGAGAUAUCUGAGCUGAAGAAGCAACUGGAGGAUGCUAGGUCAAAGGGCAUCACUGUAAGAGCCUUGGCUGUCAUCAACCCUGGCAACCCGACAGGACAGGUUCUUGCGGAAGAAAACCAGCGCGAGAUUGUUGAUUUCUGUAAGAAAGAAGGCUUAGUUCUCUUAGCCGACGAGGUUUAUCAGGAAAACGUUUACGUCCCUGACAAAAAGUUCCACUCUUUCAAGAAAGUAGCCCGGUCUAUGGGCUACGGUGAGAAUGAUGUCUGCUUAGUCUCGUUCCAGUCUAUCUCCAAAGGGUACUACGGAGAGUGUGGGAAGAGAGGUGGUUACAUGGAGGUUACUGGCUUCACUUCUGAUGUAAGAGCACAGAUAUACAAAUUGGCUUCUGUGAAUCUUUGCUCCAACAUCUCUGGUCAGAUUCUCGCCAGCCUCGUCAUGAGCCCUCCCAAGCCUGGUGACGACUCCUAUGAGUCAUACAUAGCAGAGAAAGAGGGAAUACUCUCGUCUUUAGCAAAACGUGCAAAGACCCUUGAAGAAGCUCUGAACAAGUUGGAGGGUGUCACAUGCAACAGAGCAGAAGGAGCUAUGUAUCUAUUCCCUUGCAUUAACCUUCCACAAAAGGCCAUUGCAGCUGCAGAAGCUGCAAAGACAGCACCAGACGCUUUCUACUGCAAACGCCUUUUAAACGCUACUGGAAUAGUUGUAGUCCCUGGUUCUGGCUUUAGACAGGUACCUGGCACAUGGCAUUUCAGGUGCACUAUACUUCCUCAAGAAGAAAAGAUUCCUGCAAUCGUGAACCGUCUCACUGAGUUCCACAAGAACUUCAUGGAUGAGUUCCGCAACUAAGUGAUUCUGGUUUCUUAAGACCUCUCUUUGAUAGAUAUGAUCAAGUCUUGAGUAAUAAUAAGCAAGGAGACGCAUGCAGUUUCUUUUCCGUCGACAUUGUGUUUACAGAAACUAAGACGUGAGCGUCAGUUAUAGCUUUUGUGAGAGCAAGAAGUUUUAUUGAGUUUUUACCUUUUACAGGCUGAUUAAACUAAACGUAAUGUUCUUUCGCAUACCAUAUCCUACUCUCCUAUAUAUGAUUUUUGCUUAGAUAUCAA